AUGACUACCCUCCAUUACCUUCCCCCCGUCAAGCCCUCCGCCAUUGCGCUGGGUACAAUCUUCACCCACACUGCCUCUCUAGGCAUCUUGGCGCCCGUCUUCGGCGACACCUACCACCGCGCCCAAGCCGCCAACUCUAAGGAGGAAUUCAUCAAGUCGAAGGAGGCUGCCGGCGCAGCCUGCAGCCUGGGCUACAAGGGCGCCGCGUACCUGGGUUCACUUAUUUUCUUCGCAAGCUCAGCUCCAGGCAUUGUGAGCCAGGUCUUCUCUGAGAAGCGACCUCUCGACACUAUUGCUGUCGGUGCGGUCUCGAGAGUGUUCGAGACUGUUGGUCUCAGUUUGUUCCUUACCUGGUGGGGAACGCGCACUCACCCAUUCAACUAA
Molecule: messenger RNA, 384 nt
Organism: Penicillium vulpinum
Lineage: Eukaryota; Fungi; Ascomycota; Eurotiomycetes; Eurotiales; Aspergillaceae
Product: DUF1761 domain-containing protein
Exons: 4
Coding region: 1-384 (127 amino acids)
Source: RefSeq, a predicted model, not a curated record